AUGGCUUCCGAUCUCAGCAAAAAGAGGAAAUUCAAGGAUAGCAAGGGCUCCAAGCCCGAGCGCGCUCUCGCUUCUUCUUCAAAGGCCAAGAAACUAAAGAGGGCCCCGACCCCGGAAGACAGCGACGCCGAGCGCGACAACAGCAGCGACCCCGAGAUCGAGAACCAGGAACCCGAAGUGGAAGUUCCAGGGCCGCCGCAAGACAACUCGGAAGACCAGGAGGCCGAGGAAAAUGCGAACGCUUUUGAGAGACAGGAUGAGCCAGCGGGAUUGGACAGCGCCAUCCAGAAAGGCGACGGGUCCUUGCUUGGCCCCUCGGUGUCGACGGACGCCCAGGCGUUCUCUGAACUCAAUCUCUCCGACAAGACCAUGAUGUCAAUUAACGAAAUGGGAUUCACAAAAAUGACCGAGAUCCAACGGCGAGGCAUCCCACCUCUCCUCGCGGGCAAGGAUGUGCUGGGGGCGGCCAAGACCGGAUCUGGAAAGACGCUUGCGUUCCUCAUUCCCGCCAUCGAAAUGCUCAACUCCCUCCGCUUCAAACCGCGCAAUGGCACCGGUGUUAUCGUUGUCACUCCCACACGUGAGCUGGCGCUGCAGAUCUUCGGCGUUGCGCGCGAGCUGAUGAAGAAUCACUCUCAGACUUACGGGGUGGUUAUCGGAGGUGCCAACAUUAGAGCGGAGGAAGAUAAAUUAGGAAAGGGCGUGAACCUCCUAAUUGCCACCCCUGGCAGGCUGCUCGAUCAUCUCCGCCGCGGCAGCUUCGUCUUUAAGAAUCUGAAGUCCCUGAUCAUCGACGAGGCCGACCGGAUUUUGGAAGUUGGCUUCGAGGACGAAAUGCGCCAUAUCGUCAAAAUCCUCCCCAAGGAAAAUCGUCAAACCAUGCUCUUCUCAGCCACACAAACAACCAAGGUUGAAGACCUUGCAAGAAUCUCACUCCGUCCCGGGCCGCUAUACAUCAAUGUCGACGAGGAGAAGCAGUUCAGCACAGUUGAAGGGCUCGACCAGGGAUACGUCAUUGUCGAUGCAGACAAGCGCUUCCUUUUGCUCUUCUCGUUUCUCAAGAAGAUGGCGAAGAAGAAGAUCAUCGUCUUCCUUUCGUCCUGCAACUCUGUCAAAUACUACAGCGAACUCCUCCAGUACAUUGAUCUGCAGGUCCUCGACUUACACGGAAAGCAGAAGCAGCAAAAACGGACCAACACCUUCUUUGAGUUCUGCAACGCCAAGCAGGGUACUCUAAUCUGCACCGACGUUGCCGCCCGCGGCCUCGAUAUUCCCCAGGUUGACUGGAUCGUUCAAUUCGAUCCCCCGGAUGACCCCCGUGAUUACAUCCACCGGGUAGGUCGGACCGCUCGGGGCAACAACACCAAAGGGCGGUCGCUGUUGUUCCUGCAGCCGUGUGAACUUGGCUUCUUGGCCCACCUCAAGGCCGCCAAGGUCCCCGUCGUCGAGUACGAUUUUCCCAAGAACAAGAUCCUCAACGUGCAGUCCCAGCUGGAGAAGCUCAUUGGGAGCAACUACUAUCUCAACCAGAGUGCCAAGGACGGCUACCGGUCUUACCUCCACGCAUAUGCCUCCCACAGCCUCCGCAGCGUUUUUGAUGUCCAGAAGCUCGACAUGGUAAAGGUGGCCAAGGGCUUCGGUUUCUCCACGCCGCCCAGAGUUGACAUCACCCUGGGAGCGGGUAUGAGCCGGGACAAGAAGCCCCAGGCCAGGAGGGCAUAUGGUAGUCAGCCAAGGCAAAGCGGCCACCAGCGGAGGUAG
This is a messenger RNA of Chaetomium globosum CBS 148.51, 1761 nucleotides long. RefSeq lists its product as uncharacterized. The transcript has 4 exons. The record is from RefSeq and is a predicted model, not a curated record. Lineage: Eukaryota; Fungi; Ascomycota; Sordariomycetes; Sordariales; Chaetomiaceae. Bases 1 to 1761 code for a protein of 586 amino acids. Gene Ontology annotation, cellular component: nucleolus. Gene Ontology annotation, biological process: maturation of LSU-rRNA from tricistronic rRNA transcript (SSU-rRNA, 5.8S rRNA, LSU-rRNA). Gene Ontology annotation, molecular function: RNA helicase activity; nucleic acid binding; ATP binding.